GUGGCACAAAUUGUUUUCUGUUUGGCUUUAAAAGUCCUGGUUUGGAUGGAACUAUAUGUAUAGUUUGGUCAUUUUGAGGUUAAGGUUGUAGUAAAGAAUGGAUAUGAUUAAAUUUACUCUUUUGGUGUUUCUUUAUCACCAGUUGCUAUGGCAAGGAAACGUCUGGAGUCAGGGUGAGCUGCCAGUUAACACCACGGCGCCAGAGCUUCAGGGGGACGAAUCGCCAGCUAACACCACGGCGCCAGAGCGUCAGGGGGACGAAUCGCCAGUUAACACCACGGCGCCAGAGCGUCAGGGGGACGAAUCGCCAGCUAACACCACGGCGCCAGAGCGUCAGGGGGACGAAUCGCCAGCUAACACCACGGCGCCAGAGCGUCAGGGGGACGAAUCGGCAGCUAACACCACGGCGCCAGAGCGUCAGUGGGACGAAUCGCCAGCUAACACCACGGCGCCAGAGCGUCAGUGGGACGAAUCGCCAGCUAACACCACGGCGCCAGAGCGUCAGGGGGACGAAUCGCCAGCUAACACCACGGCGCCAGGGCCUCAGGAGGAUGAGACGGAGACCACUUCUAGUGCCACCACACAGUCUCAGGAGACUGAGACCACUUCAAACACUACCUAAGCCUUGUUGAAUAGGUUUUUUGUUUUUUUUGGUGCUGUCUAGCUGCUUUGUCAAAAGUUGACUAACAAAAUAAAAGUUUAAUGGUU
Molecule: messenger RNA, 708 nt
Organism: Carassius gibelio (silver crucian carp)
Lineage: Eukaryota; Metazoa; Chordata; Actinopteri; Cypriniformes; Cyprinidae
Product: neuromodulin-like
Exons: 2
Coding region: 98-622 (174 amino acids)
Source: RefSeq, a predicted model, not a curated record